Molecule: messenger RNA, 1170 nt
Organism: Aspergillus sclerotioniger CBS 115572
Lineage: Eukaryota; Fungi; Ascomycota; Eurotiomycetes; Eurotiales; Aspergillaceae
Product: NAD(P)-dependent alcohol dehydrogenase
Exons: 2
Coding region: 43-1170 (375 amino acids)
Biological process (GO): D-sorbitol catabolic process
Molecular function (GO): zinc ion binding; L-iditol 2-dehydrogenase (NAD+) activity
Source: RefSeq, a predicted model, not a curated record
CUCUUCCACACCACCACAUCUCAGACAAAAACUACACACAGCAUGGCCUCCCAUUCCCCCCAUGUCACCACCAUGAUCAACCCCUCCUGCCUCUUGUACGGACCUGGAGACGCCCGCUACGAAGACCGCCCCAUUCCCAUCAUCACCUCCCCCACGGACGUAAUCAUCCGCAUCGCCUACACGGGGGUCUGCGGCAGCGACGUCCACUUCUGGCACCACGGAGGCAUCAAACGCCCCAUCACCCCAAACAACCCCAUAACCAUGGGCCACGAAGCCUCUGGCAUCGUGCACGCCAUCGGAUCCGACAUCACCACACUAUCCCCCGGCGACCGUCUCGCCCUCGAACCGGGAUACGCCUGCCACCGCUGCAACAUCUGCAAAUCAGGGCACUACAAUCUCUGUCCGCGGAUGAAGUUCGCGGGCGUCCCGACCAUCUACCACGGAACGUUGACGCGGUUUUUCAAACUGCCGGUGGAUUGCUGCUACCGGAUCCCGGAUAGUAUGGGAUUAGAUGAAGCAACGUUGAUGGAGCCGUUGGGGGUGGCGGUGCAUUCGGUGCGAGAGGUCGGGGUGGGUCCCGGGAUGAGGGUUUGUGUGUUUGGGGCGGGGACGGUGGGGGUGUUGUGUAUGUUGGUGGCGAGGGAGUUUGGAGCUGAUGGGGUGGUGGGGGUCGAUAUGAAGGGGGGGAAGUUGGGGUUUGCGGGGAGGUUAUGGGAGAGAAGGAGGGGUUUGGGAGGGGGGUAUAUUCUUGACGGGAAGGGGGAAAUUCAAGAGGAAGGGAAAAGGAUGUUGGAACGGUUUGGAAUGGAUGCGAAUGAAGGCGAAGGGUUUGAUAUAGUGAUUGAGGCGACGGGGGCGGAACCCUGUAUGCGAUUAGGAGUGGAGGUGUUGAAGGUCGGAGGGAGGUUUAUGCAGACGGGCCUUGGGAAGAGGAAUGUCACGUUUCCUAUUGGCACGAUGGCGGAGAAGGAGAUUAUGCUCAAGGGAUGUUUUCGUUAUGGACCGGGGGAUUUUGCCCUCGGAGUGCAAUUUGCGGUGGAAGGGAGGUUUCCGUUGAAGAGGUUUAUUACCAAGGUGGUGGGCUUUGAGAAGGCGGUUGAGGCGUGGGAGACAACAGCCAGGGGGGAGGGUAUGAAGACGUUGAUUCGGGGGGUGGAUAUGCUAGAGUGA